This is a messenger RNA of Osmia bicornis bicornis, 3333 nucleotides long. It is a transcript of the gene Psa, whose product is annotated as puromycin-sensitive aminopeptidase. Gene Ontology annotation, biological process: peptide catabolic process; proteolysis. Gene Ontology annotation, cellular component: cytoplasm. Gene Ontology annotation, molecular function: peptide binding; metalloaminopeptidase activity; zinc ion binding. NCBI's taxonomy places the organism in Eukaryota, Metazoa, Arthropoda, Insecta, Hymenoptera, Megachilidae. The record is from RefSeq and is a predicted model, not a curated record.
UUGUAGUUAGUAUGCAUGUUGCGCAUGCGUCUACAAUGAUUUAAGACGUUCUGUGUUAGUGCAUACUUUUGCGUUGUGAGUCGGCAAAAAGGGAAAACCGAAAACGGCUAUCAAGAUUUUUCGGUAUUUAAGAAUUUAUCGGGUCGCGAUUCAAUACCGAGCGAUGUCGAGCACAGAAAAGAAACCGUUUCGUCGAUUGCCUACAGACGUCCAGCCUUACCAUUAUCAUAUUGUUUUGUCACCGAAUCUUAAAACUUUUGUCUUCGAUGGCAAGGAGGAUGUGCACAUUGACGUAAGUAAGCAGUCCACAGACACUAUUGUUUUAAAUUUUGAUAUUGAUAUUAAAAAUGCAGCUUUCAAUGCUAAUGAUGGAAAAGUUAUUGAAACAUCAAAGAUUGACUUAUGUGCACCUGAAGAAACAGCUACUUUGGUAUUUAAUGAAAAGUUACCAUCUGGUAAAAGUGGAUACUUAAGUUUGGAAUUUGUUGGAGAAAUUAAUGACAAGAUGAAGGGUUUCUAUAGAAGCAAAUAUAUUGGGACAAAUGGGACUGUUGAGCAUGCUGCAGUAACUCAAUUUGAGGCAACAGAUGCUAGACGUUGCUUCCCAUGCUGGGACGAGCCAGCGCACAAAGCCACCUUUGAUAUUACCCUAAAUGUACCAUCAGGGCUUACAGCACUUUCCAAUAUGCCAAUAAAAAGUAAAGUAACAAACGAAUCAACUGAGACUUUGGUAUUUGAGCGGACUCCAAUUAUGUCGACAUAUUUAGUAGCAGUCGUGGUUGGUGAAUUCGAUUACAUAGAAGACAAAUCUAGCGACGGUGUAUUGGUACGAGUGUACACUCCAAAAUUAAAAAAAGAACAAGGACAAUUCGCACUAGAAGUAGCAACAAAAGUGUUACCAUAUUACAAAACUUACUUCGGGAUUGCUUAUCCGCUCCCAAAGAUUGAUCUUAUCGCAAUUGCUGACUUCUCAUCCGGGGCUAUGGAAAAUUGGGGUCUAGUCACUUAUCGGGAAACUUGUCUCUUGGUAGAUCCACAGAAUACGUCUGCCGUUCGAAAGCAAUGGAUAGCAUUAGUUGUAGCGCACGAAUUAGCGCAUCAGUGGUUUGGAAAUCUUGUAACCAUGGAGUGGUGGACGCAUCUGUGGUUGAACGAGGGCUACGCGUCAUUCGUUGAAUUCUUAUGCGUUGCCCAUUUGUUCCCAGAAUACGAUAUCUGGACACAAUUCGUAACCGACACCUAUAUCAGAGCAUUAGAAUUAGAUGCUCUAAAAAAUAGUCAUCCGAUUGAAGUGCCAGUCGGUCAUCCUUCCGAGAUCGAUGAGAUUUUCGAUGACAUUUCUUACAACAAAGGCGCAUGUGUUAUUCGAAUGUUGCACUCUUAUAUUGGCGAUGACGAUUUCCGAAAGGGUAUGAAUUUAUAUUUGAAAAAGCACAGCUACGGCAAUGCCGAAACAGGGGAUCUUUGGGAUGCUUUGGAAGAAGCUAGCAACAAAAAUGUCCGUAGCGUAAUGUCUACGUGGACUGAACAGCAAGGGUUCCCUGUUGUUAGGGUACAGCAUCGUCAAGAAGGUACCGAUCGAGUUCUGUCUUUGUCCCAAGAAAGAUUUUUAGCUGAUGGUUCUACAGACACUGGAACCAGCUUAUGGAUCAUACCAAUUAGUAUAAGCACGGCAAAGGAUCCUGAGGAGUGUGUACUUAAGGCGUUGUUGGACGAGAAAACUAAAGAACUCCGAGUUAAAGAUGUUCCUGAAAAUCAUUGGGUAAAGAUUAACCCUGGAACGAUCGGUUUCUACAGAACUCAUUACAGCCCAGAAGCUCUGUCUCUUUUGCUACCUGCAGUCAAAGAUCACGCGUUACCUCCGCUAGACAGGUUGGGUUUAUUAGACGAUUUAUUCGCCAUGGUACAAGCCGGCCAUGCUUCUACCGUUGAAGUACUUCAGCUGAUGCAAGCAUUUCAAAAGGAAGAUAACUAUACCGUUUGGUCUAGUAUAGUCAAUAGCUUAGGGAAAAUCGGAGUUCUCGUUUCUCAUUUAGACUUCGAGGACUCGUUCAAGGCGUAUGGACGCAAUUUAAUGCGCGACAUUACCAACAAAUUAGGCUGGGAUCCUAAACCCAACGAAAGUCAUUUAGACACUCUUCUACGGUCUCUGCUAUUGGGUCGUAUGGCCGCUCUGAACGACGAAGACACUAUAAAAGAAGCAAAGAAGAGAUUCGAACUACACGUUUCUGGUACGACACUUCUCGCUGCUGAUUUACGCAGUCCUGUUUACCGAGCUGUACUCUCUGUCGGCGAUGCUGAUACGUACGAAACAAUGUUGAGGCUCUACCGAGAAGCAGAUCUACACGAGGAGAAGGAUAGAAUAUUGAGAGCUUUAGGCGCGAUCAAGGAUGAAACUUUGUUAGCAAAGGUUCUUAAUUUCGCUAUGAGCGACGAAGUAAGAGCUCAGGAUACAGUAUUUGCCAUCAUGUCGGUAGCAAUGACGUACAAAGGCCGUGUUAUGGCAUGGGAUUUCUUUAAAGAAAACUGGAAGACGUUGCUUGACCGUUACAGUGGCGGUUUCCUGAUUUCAAGAUUGGUUAAAUUUACCACAGAGAACUUCGUCACCGAAGAACGGGCCAAAGACAUCGAGGAAUUCUUCAAGUCCCAUCCAACACCUGGAACGGAAAGAACAGUUCAGCAAAGUAUCGAGUCCAUUAGAUUGAACGCGUCAUGGCUUGCUAGGGACAAAGAUUCCAUCAAGGAAUAUCUGACCACUCACGUUUAGUAGUAACAUGAGUUACUUCUUGCAUUGAGUUCUUGUCUCUACUUUGUUACAGUUUUUGAUACAACAUGAAAUUGAGAGGGCAGCAUCAUGCCAUUAAGCGAGCGUAUUAAUGAAUUGCUUCGAGUCAGUUUAGAAAGAGGAAGACGGAUUUUCUUGUAACACACGGCAUCGUAGUAUUUCCGUUCACAUCUAAUGAUUACUUUAAGGAUACACGAUUAUGUCACAGUUGUUUGUUAAAAAUUCUCUAGAGUGAGUGUUCAAAAGAUGAUUUGUAAUUUAUUCAAAAGAGCAAUUGUAUCAUUCGUAUUAUCUUUUCCGAUAGCAUUUCACAUUGCAGCAUUUAUUUUCUUCACGAUUCCACAUUACACAAAUGUGUACAUUUUUCUUCCCGAAUACGAUGUCUGAAUUCGUGCAUUAGUGUAUGUCACUUUUAUAAUAGUAAGUAAAACGAAAAACAAAAAAAAGAAUACAAGCGUGUAGUUGCAGCAUACAUUUAUAUCACAUACCAUAAUCGUGAAAAUUCAAAUAAAUACUUUUACGCUUGUAACUGAACGAGCAUUUAAAAA